Molecule: messenger RNA, 4002 nt
Organism: Formica exsecta
Lineage: Eukaryota; Metazoa; Arthropoda; Insecta; Hymenoptera; Formicidae
Gene: Rrp6
Product: exosome component 10
Exons: 10
Coding region: 236-3796 (1186 amino acids)
Biological process (GO): nuclear polyadenylation-dependent snoRNA catabolic process; nuclear polyadenylation-dependent rRNA catabolic process; exonucleolytic trimming to generate mature 3'-end of 5.8S rRNA from tricistronic rRNA transcript (SSU-rRNA, 5.8S rRNA, LSU-rRNA)
Cellular component (GO): nuclear exosome (RNase complex); nucleolus
Molecular function (GO): nucleic acid binding; 3'-5'-RNA exonuclease activity; nucleotide binding
Source: RefSeq, a predicted model, not a curated record
UCUACCAUUUUCUAUGGUCCAUGCUGGACUGUGCACUGAAUCUAACCUGAGAAACCUGAGAAACCUGAGAAACCUGAGAAACCUGAGAAACAAGAUAAGCGGAAACGAUAAACAGAGUUAAAACAAGGGAAUUAAAUAUCUCAGUUGCAUCGAAUAUUAUUGUAAUUUACUCAUAUUCAAGUCCAAGGACAAAAGACGGUGAAACAAACUUUUACGUUUACGUUACGAUUCCAAAAUGGAAUCUAUACAUCCUGAUGAAAAGCUUAAUGAAACUUUUGACGAUCGUAUUCAGGAAGCCUAUGAUGCAAUAAGAAAUGGAAUCAAAGCUGCUAAUAAUUUGCCUGCUGGAGACAACUUCAACUAUUAUGUUUGCUUUCCAAGUUUUAAUGAGGCAAGGACUAAAGAUUUAAAGAGGAUAUUGGCUACAAUGCAGAUGAUAAUAAAAACAGCAGGAGGUUCCAGCAAUAUUGAAAGCGCAGAUGUUGAUGAUAAGUUCGACCUUUUACAAGAGAUAAAUGAUCAUCUGCUUGACCAAGCUAAUAUAUUAAUGGAUGAAGAGAGUGGUAUUCUACGAAAUCCUCAAGUUGAGUUGGUUGUAUCACAAAUGCCAAAACCGAUAAUGAAUGGCAGUUGGAACAUGAGGACUGAUCGUACUAACGAAGGCUCAGACAGUUCCAAGAAAAUACGAUUACUGGGUGGAAAAAAUAUACAGAGACCACAAUUAAUGUUUAAGGAUAAGAUCAACAAUAAUAGCUCGAAGCCAUGGAUGCCUCGAAUUAAGGAGAAACCGAAUAUGAGGGAACCUUUGGCUCUUUAUGUCACAGAAGGCGAAUGCGGCGAGGUCUAUAAUCAUCCUUACGAAUUUGAGCUGGAUAAUUUUAAUUUGCCCGAAUGCCAAUUGAAGAAGAGCGUACCUGUACAAUACAAGUCACUGGAAAGCACCGAAUUCAAAUUGAUCGAGAAACCGUCUGACAUCGAGAUUCUCCUGAAGGAUCUGAAAAAUCAGAAAGAGAUAGCUAUAGAUUUGGAACAUCACUCUUACAGAACAUUUCAAGGCAUAACUUGCCUUAUGCAAAUAUCGACAGUGAAUACCGAUUACUUGAUCGAUACCUUGGCUCUGCGGUCAGAAUUGCAUCAACUCAAUGAAAUCUUUACAAAAUCUACAAUCUUGAAGAUUUUUCAUGGUGCCGACAUGGACAUUAUGUGGCUUCAAAGGGACUUGUCGCUAUACGUAGUGAACAUGUUUGACACUCAUCAAGCUGCGAAACAGCUCAAUUUGCCCUAUCUCAGUUUGGCCUAUUUGUUAAAUAAAUAUUGUGGCAUAAAUCCCAAUAAACACUUUCAAUUGGCCGAUUGGCGUAUGAGACCUUUACCGGCAGAAUUGAUAAAGUAUGCUAGGGAGGAUACACAUUAUCUACUUCACAUAAAAGAUAUGUUGAAGAAUGAAUUGAUCGAGAUGGCUAACGGCAAGAGUAAUAUCCUGAAGGCCGUGUACGACCGGAGCACCGACCUUUGCAAACAAACGUAUGUGAAACCGAUCUGGACAAAAGAGAGUUGCAUGAACAUUUACAGGAAGAGUCAGAAAUCGUUUAAUAACAAACAGAUGUACGCAUUGCUCGAGUUGCACAAGUGGCGAGAUAUCACCGCGAGAGAGGAGGAUGACAGUAUCGGCUAUGUGUUGCCAAAUCACAUGCUGCUCAAUAUAGCCGAGACGUUGCCGCGCGAAAUGCAGGGCAUUCUAGCAUGUUGCAAUCCGAUACCACCGUUGGUGCGGCAAAACGUACUGAAACUCCACAAGAUAGUGCUGAAGGCCAGAGAGCAGCCUCUUGUAAUGUCUGUUCCAGAACAAGAUAUUCGGCAGAGAUCAACGCAACAGAGUCACGCGGUAGAUUCCGGGAUGUCGUUGUAUACGCCACAUGAUAUACCAAGUGAUACUGAAGCAAGAGCAAAUUUACCCUGUCUUCUGGAUAAAGAUAACUCGUCACAACAAUCGAAGAUGAACCAGCAUCAAACGGUGAAACACAGUAUCACACUAUUUGAUACACCGGUUACAUCAGAGGACGAAGAAACAAAAGAUAGCAAUGGCAAGAAAAAGGCCAUAUUUAUAAGUCCAUAUAUGAGAUAUAAGUGUGUGAUACCAAUGAUAGUGCAUCACGAAACAAAAGAACGAGAGAAACAGCAAAAGGAAAACGAAAAAAAAGAAGAAGAAAUGCGUUCGACUGUAAAUGUCGAAGAGCAACACAUAGAUGAGACUGAGAUUAAUGAGAGUAAAAGUAGAGUUUAUGAACACUUUAAACAAAUAUGUAAAACUACGAAUAAGGAAGUUGCAGCCUUGCCCAAGAAGAAGAAGAAGAAGAAGAAGUCAUGUAAUCAAUUAACCUUAGGUCAAAUGCAUGGCAGAAAAAGAAAGAGAGAAUCUGAUAUUAAAAAUGAGAUUCAAGUGAAGAGAAAUAAUGACUUUUCUACACCGACACCGCCUUUGGAUAUCAAAGUUAUGCACAUGCCUAAAAAAAUAAAACGAGAAGUACAAGAAACAAGCAAAGAGGGGAAAACUCACAAUAAUAAUUCUGAAAUAGUUACAUCGAUAAGGGCUAGGAAAAAGAAUGACAAGAAAAAAAAUCAACAAAUGCUGAAGACACAGGGAAUCAACUCUAGCGAACUGGAAUCCGCUGGAAACUCGUCGCGAGUUGCGCAAGUGGACUGCUUAGGAUUGGGAAAGACGGUCGCAAAGACUCUAGAGAGUUUCUUCAGGAGCAAACCUAACGGUAGUUAUGCACUGGACGUGCGAUUUUUUCUCUCCUCCAGGAGGCAACCGCGUCGCGUGGAAGUGGUAUUAGGCGAGCAGUUCGGCUUGGAGUGGACGGAUUUCAGGAUAGAACGUAGAACGUUGAUAAUAGUACACGGUUUCCUAUCGCACGGCAAUGAGACAUGGAUCAGCGAUAUGGAAAGGGCGCUACUCCAAUGGGGUGACGUUAACGUGGUGGUCGUAGAUUGGAGCGCUGGCAGUAAUACGUGGAAUUAUUAUAAGGCGGCGGUCAACACCAGAAUAGUGGGAUAUCAGAUAUCAAAAUUUAUAGAGCACGUGACGAACGCUACAAUCAGCAACGAAGGAUCGGACACGAGUAAUUGGGGCCCCUUACAUCUAAUAGGGCACAGUCUCGGAGCUCACAUCUGCGGAAUGGCCGCGAAGGAGCUGAAAAAGCGACGGAGCAGAUGGACGGUGCGGAGGAUUACCGGUCUGGACCCGGCGCAGCCGUGCUUCCGCAACGCCGACCCAUCCGUUCAUUUGCAUAAAAAUGACGCUCCGUUCGUCGAUGUGAUACAUACAAACGGCAAAUUACUCACAAGUCUAGGUCUCGGCUUACCCGAGGUUAUAGGUCAUAUUGAUUUCUAUCCCAACGGUGGUAAAACACAACCUGGCUGCGCGAGGACGGAGCCAUCAUACUUCGAUUACUUGCCGAUCUCUACAACCGCGAUACAAAAAGCGAUAUGUAGCCACGGACGUUCCUACGUUUACCUCACGGAAUCUUUAGCAUCUGCUGCUACGCGCAAUUGCAGUUUCUGGGCACAUUAUUGGGAUUUGACGUAUAGGCAUCUCUCGCAAAUAAUCGCCGAACCAUGUGACGCUAAUGUCUGCACGGAGAUGGGUAUUAGAGCAGAGAUGUACAAUCACCGCGGGACCUUUUUCGUGGCUACCGCUAGCACUCAUCCGUUUUGCGGUAAAUAUUAUUUCUUGCGUCAAAUAAUACAAUUCAUAUUUCGUGUGACAUUAUCUUGUUACAGCCAACAGCACUGAUAUUACUGAGGAGGUAAAGAGGCAAUUGCGACAGGAUCAUUCCGGUGAGAUAAUGGAUUGAUUGACAAUAUAUCAAUAGACAACUUAGGUAUCUGUAAAUAAAUGCGUUGUUAGCACAUACUGUAUUGCGCACAUAGUACAUUUAAAUAGCUUCUUAUAUCUAGAUAUUUACAAUUGAAUGCGUUUGCAUGAUACAAAUACUAUAU